Messenger RNA from Phyllotreta striolata, 2026 nucleotides. NCBI's taxonomy places the organism in Eukaryota, Metazoa, Arthropoda, Insecta, Coleoptera, Chrysomelidae. The record is from the annotation of a GenBank genome assembly.
AUUAAACAUUGAAUGAAAUAAAAUUGUGGAACGGCGCAUGAAAGAAAUUCUUUCGGGUAGAGUGCGUGCACCGGCCUCAGGUGGAGCCACGAUCGAAACCAGAGAAGCUGUGCAGUGACAAAAUGGCAAUGGAAUGUUGCUGCAAGAAGUGAACUGGUGAAGUGUUGUCGACUCAGUUUCCGUGGAAUUUAGCCCGAAUUUUCACUUAAACCGACUGGGUAAUAACAUUUAAAGCGCUGUGGAUACGUUGAGUGAUUGUGCCUGGUGAUUUUAAAUCAAUUUGUGCCAGUUCUUCGCCGAUAAUGUACCAUACACUUAUAACAAUAGACUUAAAAUCAAUUUAUAAUUGAUCCAGGAGUAUUCUACGAAUUGUUUUUUAAAACACUACAGAACACCAUCGACGGGCCAUCGGCUAGUCAAAGUCAUGUAAAUCCAUUCGGGCGGCCUCGAGUGCUGCACAACCUGAGCGAACGACGGCGACGCCAUCCGGUACCCACCACCGUCGGCCGGCGUCACGAUUAACGCCACCAUCGCAACGAUGACAUCGGUGACGACGUGGCAACCGCGCCGGCUGCUCCUGCAAGCCGUCAUCUUCCUGGCGUUCGCCUGCCAUUGGGCGGUUCUGGCCACGAUGCCGGCCAGCAACGCUAAAUUCUACACCAUCUAUUGGAAUUCAUCGAACCCCAUUUUUAGAAUUGACAAUACGGACAAUAUCAUCGAUGUUAAUCGAAAUAAUGUUAAGUUUGAAUACGAUCAAGUGGAUUUGAUCUGUCCCGUGUAUACGCCGGGCACGAGGGACGACGAAACCGAGAAAUACAUAAUUUAUAACGUUUCGAAGGAUGAGUACGAAACGUGUAGAAUAACGAAUCCCAAUCCUAGGAUAAUAGCGGUUUGCGAUAAACCGUACAAACUUAUGUACUUUACAAUAACGUUUCGACCGUUUACGCCGCAACCCGGGGGUCUCGAGUUCUUGCCAGGUCACGACUACUACUUCAUCUCGACAUCGACGAGCGACGACUUGCACAGGAGAAUAGGCGGCCGGUGCACCACGCACAACAUGAAAAUAGUGUUCAAAGUGUGGGGCCCGCCGCCGGCGCCCGUCACCGCGUCGCCGCCGCCGCCGGCGACGGCGAAGCCGUCGUGGUGGUCGGUGGCGUCGCCUCGCACCACGGCGUCCAGCACCACGUGGAUGACGUCGACGACGGCGCCGUCGACGUCGAGCACCACCAAGAAGUCCAAGACUUACAGCAAGCACCCCAACGAGGUGGUGAAAAGUGAGGAACUGACGCUGGGAAGUAGUGCGCCGACGGCGGCGAAGUUGAUCGUGUUAGCGUGUUUGGCGGCGCUGGCGAUGCGAUGAAAGCGCUGCCGAGGACUCGAGGAUGUUUUUAGUGUACAACUAAUUGCAUGUAUGAAGGAGAUGUCUCUUCGUCGUAUGAUGAUGGUAAAUGAUCGACGCGGAUUAUUCAGUGUACUACUCCCCCCCCUCCUACCCUAAAUAGUAAUCAAUAUGAAUGACUUGGUGUGUUCUCGUGGCCCCCUUCGCCUCACAAAAACAUUCGACCUAUGACUGUCUUUUUACAACGCAAAAUUAUCCUAAUUUAUAUUAAAGAAAUUCGAGAAAUUUUUGGACGUCUUGGUGCAACUCGCAGUUUGCGAUAAAAGUUAUUUCUAUUGAAAAUAUUCCAAUUUUGUUAUUAAGAAUAUCGGCUUAAUAUUUUUAAGGUUUACAUUAUGAUAAAGAAAAUCGUAAGCCUAAUAAUGGCCUAAUAAAUAAUGUUGAUCUGAAGGAAUAUUUUUUAUUGAAAAUAUCUUUUAACAACUGUGAUAUGACCGAGAUGCCUUAGGCAAAACAUACUGUAAAUAUACUUACUAUAAUUAUUUAUAAGAUAAAUUAUUUUUUAGUCAUUGGAAUUUUACAUUUCCAAAAAAAACUCUUAGCGAAUCGAUGUUUUGCUUUACAUUUUCAAAAAAAAAUAUAAUUAUUUGUAUUGUAUAAUUUUUACAGGGUUGGUCUCAAAAACUG